UCUACAUGCGUGAUAUUUUCAAAAGUUGUAAAUAAAUCUGGACGGAGCCUUUGUUAUUCGGAUAACAAAUAUUUGAUGGUGCCUGAAUGUGCGAUUGUGGGUCACUUUGUUUAUUUAUAUUGAAAGUGCUUUCACGAUAGAAGUAUACCAGGGAAAACGAAUGAGUUAAUAUAUACUCAGUUGCAACGAUACAAUGGGAAAAUUCAAACGACCAAACAUGCCAGAGGGAGAUUCAAAUGAAUCUAAUGGGAAUCGAAAGGAUAGUUUCUUCGUGAAACCUAAAAUAACCGGGGAGAAUAAGUCUCGUGUGGUUAUGCAGAAGAACAAGAGUGAGGGAACUAAUUCUACAAAUAGAAAGCAAUUUUUUGAAGAUUCUCAAGAGGAAACAAGCAAAAGACCAUUUGAUAAAAAGCAAUGGAGACUUAAGAAAUAUAGCAAUAAGUACAAGGUGGAUAAAUGGAAAGAAACAAGGAAAAAGGAAAUAUUAAAUCAGUACCAUAAGGUUGCAAAAAAAAUUGAUAAUAAAGGAUUGGACAUACAGAAAAUUUAUGAACGUUAUGACAAAGAAGAUUCUGAUUUAGAUGAGAUGAACCCUGUGAAUAGUUUCACAGUAAAAACAUCGCAACCAGAAACUGCUCCACAUGAUGAAGGAAUUUCUGAGAAACCUAAGUCCCCUAAAAAACUUGGAAAAACAAGUAGAAAGACUAAAUUGCAAGAAAUUGAAGAAGAAAAAGAGAGGAGAAGACAGGAGUAUCUUAAAAAACAAGCAGAAAGGGAAGAAGCUUUGAAACUAAUGAGGAAGAAGAAAGCGGAGAGAUAUAGGAGGUUGAAUAAAAGAACUAAGAAAGGACAGCCAAUAAUGAAGGACCGAAUGGAAAUGUUAUAUGAACAGGUCCAAAGAGUUUGUCAAGAAACUGAAUAGAGUAUAACUCCAUCAUACAUAUUCUGUCAGAUCUACCUAGUUUUUUGCAUUCGAUUAAAAACCCUGGUGGCUCAAUACUUAAUUAAAUAAAUACUCGAGUAGAAAAAAAGCAGGAAGAGAAGC
Coccinella septempunctata (seven-spotted ladybird) is the source of this 1045-nucleotide messenger RNA. Its product is annotated as thyroid transcription factor 1-associated protein 26 homolog. Lineage: Eukaryota; Metazoa; Arthropoda; Insecta; Coleoptera; Coccinellidae. The coding region runs from base 194 to 922 and encodes 242 amino acids. The record is from RefSeq and is a predicted model, not a curated record. Gene Ontology annotation, cellular component: nucleus. The transcript has 2 exons.